Molecule: messenger RNA, 937 nt
Organism: Brassica oleracea var. oleracea
Lineage: Eukaryota; Viridiplantae; Streptophyta; Magnoliopsida; Brassicales; Brassicaceae
Exons: 1
Coding region: 145-702 (185 amino acids)
Source: RefSeq, a predicted model, not a curated record
CCUUCUUUAAUUCUUGACUGACAUAUCAAUAUCAGCUUCCUUCUUCAGCUACUACAUUCCAUUGAAUGAAUGAUAUUGUUUGGUUUUGAGUGAAAUAAAUAUAGCUAUUGUCCAAAAGGAUUGGCAUGAGAGACAAAAGAUAAGAUGAUGAAACCCACAGCCAAAUCAAUUGAGAGAGUUGGUCGUUUCUUAAGGAAAAGCCUUGGGAGCAUCAAGUCCACUAUCUGCUUUGGUAAACACCACACCUUACCUAAAAUCAACAACACUCCACUCUUGAGCCCCUUCUCGUGCAGUCUACACCGCAGCUGUCCACAAGAUUCCCAAACUGAAGAAACCUACAGCGUUUUCUCUUCUGAGAGCACAGCUGUUGCAGAAACCAGAGAUGAGAGUCUCAUCAACAAGGUCCGACACAAAAAGAAACCGAAGAAGAAGAAGGUUGCAGAGCCAAUGGAGGAGGCUAAGAGAAGAGGUGAGAUGCUGGCGCAAAAGAUGAAAGAUUUCAACAUGGUGGAUCUCAGAGACGUGGAGCACGCUUCGGAUGUACAGGAAGCUCUUCGAUGCUACUCAAGCAUUAGAAGCCCUGUGUACCUUGACAUUGUUGACAAUUUCUUCACUGACAUGUACUACGAGUUCUCUGAUCCGCUCACUACUACUUCCAGUAUCAAGGGCUCAAGAAGAAAAGCAGGCUCUUUCAGGCUCUAAGACCCCUCUCGAUCAGCUUAAAAGCUACGGUGAAGCUAUUUCGUUUAGAAUAUGCACUUCCUAAGACGUGUUGUUAUCCAUUACGCCACUCAAAAAUUUCACUUACUAGUUGCAUGUUUGUAUAAAAAGAAACCUGCACGUUCAGUUACUUGUUACUACCUCAUCUUAUAGAGUCUUCAUGUUAUCAAUGCAACAUAUGUUGUCUUCAAUUUAUGUCAAACAACAGUUUCUAAGA